AUGACAACCAAUCCGAUAACUCAGUCCAAAAUAACCGUUCCCAGUAAUCUUACCAGCACUGUCCAAGAUUUAAGCACUAGUUUAACGGCUAUUAAGCCUAAUAAUUCCGAAACCACUCAGAUUAUCACUUAUACCCUAAUUGCCACCGCAAUCAUUAUGGGAAUCAAAGACUAUUUACCCGAUUUCAAAGGAGCCUUGAACAAUUUCUAUGACGAACGCUUAAAAGACCUGGUCGAAAACAAAAGCACGGAAUACAAGGCUCUCGCGGGAGAAUUCAUCCAACGGAGUUUAAAUUACCAAAAAGCCAUGUUAGCGAUUGGA
Molecule: messenger RNA, 321 nt
Organism: Paraglomus brasilianum
Lineage: Eukaryota; Fungi; Glomeromycota; Glomeromycetes; Paraglomerales; Paraglomeraceae
Source: the annotation of a GenBank genome assembly